AAUAUAUUACUUAGGUUUUUCGUCGAUUUCCUUUCCACAUGAACGCUUUCAAGCCAGCCUUCUCUCCAAAAGAAACUCUGAUUUUUUUCUUCAUUUUGGCACAAACACUUUUUUUCGCUUACCAUUUGGACAAUCUAAAUAUCAUUCAAUUUGUUUUUUCAAUUAUCUCUAUGAAUUGCCAUCCAGGCAAUAUCGAAGCAAAGUAAAAGAACGCAUAAAAAGUGGCAGUGAAACAAAAAGCUGAGUGAUUUAAAUUCAAUAAAUUUUACCGGGUAAUUCAAGCAUGCCGAAAUAAUAUAAUGGUGUUUCCGUGCAUAUCACCGGAUAAUGAACUGUCAUUAGUUACGUAUUAGAUUGUGCGGCUGCCGUGCUCUUUUUGUUGCUACCUCUUCUCCUUCUGCUUCUCGCCAGGCGAUGCUUCUCUGUAGCUCUUGUGUAUGCGACCAUGUUGUUUAUGAGUCAACAACAUUUUAUGAUUGCUUCGAUUCAGUUUUUCACAUUAUGUUUUUUUUCUCGCUACUACUUUUUCUCGCUGGCAAAUUCAUUGAGACAAACGCACUGUCGUUCGCUGCGCAUAUAAAUACAUGUGGCUGUGGAGUGGAAUAGGUUUAGUUCGACUUAUAACCUCGCUGAAUACAGAUACUGAAACUGAAACGAGUGCGCGUGUCAACGAAAAAGAAAUUGUUUUCGUCUGGUUUCGAAGCUAAUCGUGUGUGUGCGUGUGUUCAUUGUGGCGUGAUUGAAUUUCGAUAACGAAACUUUAAAAAAAAAAUGAUCGCAAUUGCAUUGUUGGUGUUUUUGGUGGUGACGGGGCUGGUGAAGUAUUUCCUUCAGAUGCGACAUUUCGAAAGUUAUGUGAAACAUGUGAAGAUGGGAAACCGUGCGUUUCCCUUCGUAGGCAAUGCAUGGUCAUUGAUCGGAAAAUCAACGGCCAGUUUAUUCAAAGAAAUUACGGAAGUGACAAAAACCCAUGGUACCCCAUUAAAAGGUUACAUGGGACCCGCUCUGGUAAUCUCGCUCGACCGACCUGACGAUAUUAAAACGGUGCUUAUGUCACCAAAUUGCCUCGACAAACCAUAUUUGUACCAAUUUUAUCCACGACCAUGCGGAAUUUUGAACGCACGAUCGGGCACAUUUUGGAAACCCAUCCGAAAACUCAUGAAUCCAUCAUUCAAUUUGAAAAUUUUACAAUCGUUUGUGCCAAUUUUCAACGAAAAGGCACAAUACAUGCUCGACAAGUUGGACAAACAAGCUGGAAAUGCUAAUUUUGAUAUCUUACCAUUCAUGAACGCAUUAACGCUGGACAUGGUUUGCUCCACAACAAUGGGCUUCAACAUCAAUUCGCGUGAUGGAAACGGCGCAUUUCUGCACAGCAUUGAAGCAUACUUCGAUAUUGCUGCUAAACGCAUUAUGAAGUUUUGGACCCAUUUGGACUUCGUUUAUCGGUGGACGGAUUUGUACAAAAAGGAACAAAAACAUCUGGAAAAUCUAUUCAAUCUCACGAAUGAGAUUUGCGAAGCUAAAAAGAUGCAAUUUGUGACUGAAAACCGUUUAGCGGACCAUAAAAUUGAUGAAAACUCAGAGGAAACAUACAAAACGCCCCAAGUGUUGAUUGAUCAGUUGUUGGAGCUAUAUUUCACUGGCAAACUUGACGAUAGGAUUAUCAGAGAUCAAAUCGAAACUAUUGUCAUUGCUGGGAAUGAAACCACUGCUUUAUCGCUGUCAUAUAUUACAUUGUUGUUGGCAAUGUAUCCAAACAUUCAAGAGAAGGUUUUUGAAGAGUUGCGUUCAGUGUUCGAUAGUCAAGAAGAAGAAAUGACUUAUGAACACAUUCAAAGAUUACCAUACCUAGACCGUGUCAUCAAAGAGGGAAUGAGAGUUUUACCGGUAGUUCCAUUCAUGAUGCGCACAGCAACAGCUGACACACAAAUCUCCGAUUGUAUUAUACCAAAAGAUGCAUUCAUUUUGAUGUCUAUUUACAAUUUGCACCGGCGCCAAGAUAUUUGGGGAGAUGGCGCUGAAGAAUUCAAUCCCGAUCAUUUUCUACCAGAAAACAUGAGCAAACGUCACGCAUUCAGCUUCCUUCCAUUUAGCGGUGGACCAAGAAACUGCAUAGGUUACCAGUACGGAAUGAUCUCGAUGAAAGUGGCUCUAUCGUCGAUGUUGCGGCGUUACAAAUUUACGACGGAUUUAAAGUUGUCGGAUCUGGAAUUGAAGUUUGAAUUAACAUUAAAAAUCAGUAAUAAACAUAUGGUUGGAAUGGAACGACGUGCCGAAAACUCAGAAAAUAUUCAAAAUUUGGAAUCAGUAUCAAAAUUUGGUGUUUUUCGAUUCAAAACAAUGAUUGUAUUAACUUUAAUAGCAAUUCUAGUCGUCACGGGAGUUGUGAAACAUAUUUUGCGCAUGCGUCAUUGGGAGAGUUAUGUGAAACAUUUGAAAAUUAAAUCACCAGUAUAUCCACUUUUCGGGAAUUCCCUAGGACUGAUCGGAAAAACGUCAACAGAUCUAUUCUAUGACAUAGUUGAAUACAUCAAAGAGAAUGAAACGCCACAUAAAUCUUAUAUGGGACCGUUUUUGGUUAUCACCAUUGAUCGGCCAGAGGAUUUCAAAUCGGUGCUUAUGUCACAAUACUGCCUUGAUAAACCAUAUAUCUACUCAUUCUAUCCCAGCAAAGUGUCAAUCAUGAGCGCUACUUCGUCCGCGAUUUGGAAACCGAUUCGAAAGUUGAUGAACCCAGCAUUCAAUCUGAAGACUCUACAAUCGUUUCAGCCGAUUUUCAAUGAGAAAAUUAAGAUUUUGGUUGAAAAUCUGGACAAACAAGUUGGAAAAUCACAUUUCAAUCUUCUACCUUACAUGAGCGGAUGCACGUUGGACAUGAUUUCAACCACAUCGAUGGGCUACAAUCUUGAAGUGCAACGUAACAAAAACCGUGAGUUCGCGGAAAGUCUUGAAGCAUUUUUCGAUAUCGUCGCCAAACGUUUCAUUAACUUUUGGGCACACUCUGAUUACAUUUAUCGCUGGACCGAUUUGUACAAAGAACAAGUGAAACAUUUGAAAAAUUUGCGUAACUUGACAACGCAUAUUUACCAUAUCAAAAAAGCGGAGUUCAUCUCACAGAAUAAGUAUAAAUUGAUGGAAGAAAAUGAUUCGAAUGAUUCGUAUGAAAAGCCGCAAAUUCUUAUUGAUCGUUUGCUUCGAUUAGUUUAUGAAGGGAAAAUCGAUGAAAAAAUUGCGAUUGAUGAAGUGGAAACGAUGUUGAUCGGAGGUACGGAAACAUCCAGUUCGGGUGCAUCGUACGUUAUUUUACUGCUGGCAAUGUAUCCAGACAUUCAAGAGAAGGUCUAUGAAGAACUGCGCUCAGUUUAUAAUUCACAAGAUGAAGACACAACGCAUGAACACACCCAACAAUUGAGCUACAUGGACCGUGUUAUCAAAGAAGGCUUACGCCUAUUUCCGCUUGGCCCAUUCAUAAUACGACACGCAACUGGUGAUGUAAAAGUUAGCAAUUGCACAAUACCCAAAGACAGUUAUAUCGCCUUGUCGAUAUUCACAUUGCAUCGGCGUCCAGAUAUUUGGGGUGAAUCACCCGAUCAGUUCAACCCGGACAAUUUUCUGCCGGAAAAUGUUAUGAAACGUCACGCUUUUUCAUACGUUCCCUUUGCUGGUGGGCCAAGAAACUGCAUAGGCUAUCAAUAUGGAAUGAUGUCGCUGAGGAUGAUGCUAUCAGCACUUUUGCGACGUUUCAAAUUUAUAACCAAUCUCAAACAGUCGGAGCUUGUAAUGCGAUUUGAAAUCACGUUGAAAUUGUGCAACGGCCACAUGGUCGGCAUCGAGAGGCGUGUUUGGUAGCGUAAUUGGUGACGUUUCAACAAAAACCACAAAAUAUCGGUUUCUGUGAUAUUUGACCUUUGACAUUAUUAUAGUUAGAUGUAAACAAGAUGUAAAUAAGCUACUUUUCGACUUGGGCUAAACACGUUCAAAACAGUUAGUUCUAUGCUUGUUGCUGUUUAUAGGUCGAAGAAAGCCACCGGUUAAUGAAAAGCAUCAGUAAAAGUUGAACAUAAUACUUCGCUCCCAGUUUGUCUUUGUUGUCGAAGGUCCAGCAUUCAUGUUAUAUACAAAGCAAACAAAUAAACACAUGUUAAAACUCAUUGA
Molecule: messenger RNA, 4155 nt
Organism: Sitodiplosis mosellana (orange wheat blossom midge)
Lineage: Eukaryota; Metazoa; Arthropoda; Insecta; Diptera; Cecidomyiidae
Product: cytochrome P450 4g1-like
Exons: 14
Coding region: 772-3849 (1025 amino acids)
Molecular function (GO): iron ion binding; heme binding; monooxygenase activity
Source: RefSeq, a predicted model, not a curated record